UGCAAGCAGGCGACGCGUUGAGUGAAUUAAUAAAGCAGGAGACCCGUUCAAUCGCCUUCUCUCUCAGAAUCGCCGGUAGCUCAUCGGCCGAUGAAGCAUUCCGCCGCCGCGGCGCUCGGCCACGGCCACGGCCAAGGCAGGAGGCGCAGCCUCUCUUCCCACGUGUUGGUUUUCUCCCUCGUCGUUUUCGUCUUCGUCCUCUACAGCGAGGACUUCUCCUGCAUCCUCAUCCGCCCCUUCCACCGUCGCUACCGCACCGAGCAGCAAGUUGACGCGGAAGCGCGAGUUGCAGACAAGGACGGCGCAGCGGAAUGCGACGUGUUCGCGGGGGAGUGGGUGUACGAGCCGGCGGCGCGGCCGCUGUACGCGGAGGAGGAGUGCCCCUACAUACAGCCGCAGCUCACCUGCCAGGCGCAUGGCAGGCCGGACUCCGGCUACCAGCACUGGCGCUGGCAGCCGCGCGCCUGCUCUUUGCCCAGGUUCAACGCGACCUUCAUGCUGGAGAAGCUCCGCGGCAAGCGGCUGAUGUUCGUCGGCGACUCCCUGAACAGGGGUCAAUUCACGUCGAUGGUCUGCCUCCUCCACCGGGCCAUCCCCGACGCCGCCAAAUCCAUGCAGACCUUCGGCUCCCUUACCGUCUUCAAAGCCAAGGACUACGACGCGAGCAUCGAGUUCUACUGGGCGCCGUUCCUGGUCGAGUCCAACUCCGACGACGCGGUGGUUCACCGAAUCACGGACCGGAUCGUCCGCGUCGGCUCCAUCAUGAAGCACGCUCGAUACUGGAAGGGAGCGGACAUCGUCGUCUUCAACACCUACCUGUGGUGGAUGGCCGGCCGCAAGAUGAAGAUCCUGCGAGGGCCAUUUGGGCGCGAGACGAAGAACAUAACGGAGAUGGCGACGGAGGACGCUUACCGGCUGGCCUUGAGGAGAACGGUGAAGUGGGUCGAGGAAAGCAUGGACGCUCGGCGCAACCGAGUCGUCUUCGUCACCAUGUCGCCGUCUCACCCGAGAGGAAUGGCGCUCUGCAGUAGCAAGGAAUGGGGCGGCGAUCCCGCCGGGAACUGCUACAACGAGACGGCGCCCAUCGGGGAGGCUGGCUACUGGGGCUCCGGCACCAGCAAGUCCAUGAUGCGGGUCGCCGGCGACGUGCUCCGGCGGUCGAGAGUGCCGGUGACGCUGCUGAACAUCACGCAGCUGUCGGAGUACCGGAAGGACGCGCACACGCAGAUCUACAAGAAGCAGUGGGGCCCGCUGUCGCGGGCGCAGCUCGCUGACCCUCAGAGCUACGCCGACUGCAUCCACUGGUGCCUGCCGGGGCUCCCAGAUACGUGGAACGAGCUGCUGUAUGCCAAAAUCUUCUUCUCAAUGCCGAAAUCUCAACCCAGAGCAUUUGCUGUAUGAUCGACGACGAUUUUCAGACAACUUUCUCAGAUUUCUGCUCUUGUCGGUGACAAGAUCCAGUCAUGAUCGAUCAAAUCUGACGAAAUUUAGCAAAUGUCUGAUUCAAAUGUGAGGUCACACCAAACAUCUCGAUCAUCGCAUUCAAAACCUUUGUAAUGUCCACCAAUCAGAUGGAGUGGCCCCAAAUGCCCAUUGAGUAGCUUCCUUAAAUUUCUCA
This is a messenger RNA of Zingiber officinale, 1618 nucleotides long. RefSeq names its product protein trichome birefringence-like 33. Gene Ontology annotation, cellular component: Golgi apparatus. Lineage: Eukaryota; Viridiplantae; Streptophyta; Magnoliopsida; Zingiberales; Zingiberaceae. The record is from RefSeq and is a predicted model, not a curated record. Gene Ontology annotation, molecular function: O-acetyltransferase activity. Bases 91 to 1401 code for a protein of 436 amino acids. The transcript is spliced from 5 exons.